AUGGAUCGCAAAUCAAGCUUUCAUUCAAUGAAAGGCCACAACCCAACCGACAUCCUAGCAAUGCAAACUCUUGAAAAUAAAGCACGAACGCAGACUAUGAAAUCAAUACCUCGACCGCCUACACUUACAAAUAUUCAAACCGGUUUAUCCUUUAGCACAAUACCAAAUAUACUUGGCCAGAAAGGAUCACCGAUAACCCAGUCCCCAGUUGGCAUGCAGAACCUAAGGAUGAACUUUGUGGCACCGGAGACACAACCAGCUCCUGAAAAUGCUAAUCGCGAGGGUCCUUGGAAUGCAUUGAGUGAUGUGAAAAUACUCGACUUGAGCGACAUGAGUUAUACGGAGCAUACAGAGGCAACUUAUAUAGAGAUAUAUCACUAUCCAACUGCAGAGAGUCGAGUUUUUCAAGGAUCUUUAGACGAUUCUAAUUACGAAGACUGGCUGGAACAGGGUCCACAUGUAAACAAAGGAGAACAACCAACAUCUGGUUGUCGCUUGAUUCUGACCCGGCGCCCACAGUUCGGGCUCGCUGCUUUGGUACCCAUGUUAAUACGUAAAGAUCAUGUUGCUAAAACAGCGGAUAAAUGGGGUUUUGACGACGAUUUCCUUGAACAGAUGAUUUUAUGGUCAUCUCUAACUAAAAGAAAAAAUAUACCAAAAAAGCAGUUUCAAUUCAUAUCUCGACUGGUUAAUGGUACAGACCAGGGCUCCUCCUGCAGCAUCAUAUCCUUCAACCCAGACAUCAAUAUCACACACGGAAUAGUUAUGGGACUAUAUUCAGAUGAACAAAUCCAAACUCACGGUACAAACCUCGUCAUGUGGGAAAACCAUAUGUUUCACGAACGAACACUACAUUCCAUAAAUUGGACAUGGCAUCCGGUCGCCCACGCUAUUAUCCAAAUCGAUGAAACCCUUCGAUUCUUCCAAAUCAUUGCUCGACUUGCGUCAAUUCGUGUUGUCGAGAUGAGCCAUUCCGCUGGUAUCAUGCAGAUGACAACAUCGGGUGAGAUGGUUCCGUUGGCCGAAGCUUUGGCAAGAGAUUAUACCACGGAUACGGCGUCUUUGGCAAUGCAGUCGGCGCAAAUGGCGAUGUGUCAGACAGCUUUGGAGUCCAAUAUGGCUAUAUUGGAAGAUUUAAUAGAGACGAUCGCCGAAAUCGAAUCGAUAGCGCCUUCUACGAAAGAGAUUCGACCAUAUCUUAUGGCGGAGAUCAAUAAUUUAAAGAGUAGGUGUAACAGUAGCACUUUGUAUGCACAAGGCAUUCAGAGAAAUAUUUCAUUUACUCAAACGGCGAUCUACAAUUUAAUUGCCCAGCGGGAUUCGAAGGUUAACAUAGAACUCGCCAAAGACUCUCGUAUGCUAGCAAUUGCAAGUAAACGAGACAGUUCUUCUAUGAAAACUAUAGCCGUCUUAACAAUUGUAUUUCUGCCAGGAACAUUUGUAUCGGCACUUUUUGCAAUGCCUGUAUUGAACUGGGAAGCCAAGUCAUACUCAGAAGUCACGACGGACAAAUUUUGGGUGUACUGGGCAGUUACGCUGCCCAUGACACUCCUCGUGAUUCUGACUUGGGUUGUAUGGACAAAGAGGCAGUCUUGGCUCAACAGGAAGGAUCAUGAGGAGGGUAUGAAAACAUACGAUGAAGUGGAUGUAGAGAAAGCAAUGAUGGAAUCGAAGGAUCCGGAGAAAAUUCCUUUGAAAGUAGAUUUUGAAGGAGGGAAUACGGCUGGUGGCGUGGAUUCGCGUAGGCACAGGUGGUUCCCAACGAGGUCGAAAAGAGAAGGAAGGAAGCGCCAUCAUGGGGACUAG
This is a messenger RNA of Orbilia oligospora ATCC 24927, 1806 nucleotides long. RefSeq lists its product as uncharacterized. The coding region runs from base 1 to 1806 and encodes 601 amino acids. Lineage: Eukaryota; Fungi; Ascomycota; Orbiliomycetes; Orbiliales; Orbiliaceae. The record is from RefSeq and is a predicted model, not a curated record. The transcript has 6 exons.